This is a messenger RNA of Ichthyophthirius multifiliis, 1351 nucleotides long. RefSeq lists its product as hypothetical. The record is from RefSeq and is a predicted model, not a curated record. The transcript has 3 exons. Lineage: Eukaryota; Ciliophora; Oligohymenophorea; Hymenostomatida.
AUGAGCCUAAAACCAAUAACAGUAGAAAAUUCAUCAAUAGAUUCCGAAGCUGAAGCUCGGCUUGAAGAAAUAGAGCUUUAGCGUGAAAGAUAUAUAGAGUUUUAUAAUUAAUUAAAUCCACAAGAAAGCGAAAUAAUAGGAAUGUAAACUUUAGAUUAUUUUUUAGAAUAAGGUGCAAUUGCAUUAUACGAUAAAUAUUUAGAAGAAAAACUACCUAAUUAUGGUGCAAACAUAACAGUAAUAAAUGAGGCAUUUUUAAUAGGAUAAAUUAUGUAACCAAAAGAUGAAGGAGAAACAAUAGAAGAUCUUUAAAAUUAUUGGUGUGAUGAAAGAGAACCAUAAGCUUUACAUCUUGAUAAUAGAGCAACAAAUUCAGUAGGUAUAGAUAUAAAAUAAAUAAUAAUAGAAGAAAGUGACAGUGAUGAUAAAAAAUCCAAUUAUAGUCGUUUAAGUAAAUAUUCAUAUCGUUCAUCUAAGUCAAGUAUUGUAAAAUCUCGUGUAAAUUUAGGAAAAACCAAUAAAAGUUUAGUAGAAUUACCUACAAAUUAAAAAAAUAAAAGACAUACAGAUUCUUAAAAAAUUGAAUUUACUAAACUUCCUGAAAAACCUCCGGAAAAACCCGAUUAAGAUACAAUUAGAUUACGUCAAAUUCGUGAAAAGAAAGAUUAUGUAAAGUCUAUAGAAUUAGAAAAAUAAAAAAAAAUAAUGUAAGAUGAUGCUGAAUUCGAAACUAAGAAAAAAGAAGCAUAAAAAUUGCUUAAAAAUAAAAAAUUUACUCACGAUUUUAAUGGAAAAGUUAUUUUUGUUAAUAAUAAAAAAUAAGAUAAGGAAAUGCUUAAUAAUAUAAUUACAUUAGAUGUCAAAAGUAAAUAAUUUACUGAAACUACUAAAUUUGCUCUUAAGGCUGAUGAAACUGGGAAAAAUGUUAAAACUGUAAUUUUUAGAUAAGGGGAUAAGAUUAAAGACAAGGAAACCUUAUAAUUUGAAAAUUAACCUAAUUUACAUUUAACUUUUAAAGUUUUUUAUUUUUUUUAAAUAUUUUUUUUUUUAUUUUCUUAUAAAAAAAGGCUAAUCCUGGCUCAAAACUUGUAACUAAUUAAGGUUUAAAAAAAGAAGGAGGAUUUUAUAAAUUUGAUAAUAGAAUGAGAAGAGAAGAGUAUUAAAAAAUGAUAGAAAGCUUACCUAAUAGACCUAUUCCUAAUUAUUUAGGAAAUGAGCAUGAAGAGUAAUUAAAAAAGAAAUAAGAGUAAUAUUUGGAAGAAAAUUUAAAAUUAUUAAAUGAGAAAAUUAAAGCAGCUAAAAAUUCAAAAAUUCAUAUUUUUAAUAAAUAAAUUUUUUUGACUAUGAUGGA